CGAUGGCACGUGGGAAAAAAGAUUCAACACGCGAAAUCGAUAUGUAGAUUUUUCCUGUUUAAUUUGCUGCGUUAUCAUUUGGCAAAGAAUUCCUCAAGUUCGGAAUGCUGCUUUGAGAGCGGGAUUCGAAGUGUUUUAACCAAUGUUGGUGUGCGAUCGAUAAAUCCUCGAAUCGUUUCAAGAAUUGCACAGAUUUCCAGAAAUGGAACUUCACCAAUUAUAAAACUCAGCAACAACGCCACUCCUUUUAGUUCGUUUUGAUUAAGAAAAAUAUGUUGGAACCAUAUUCGCCCAGUUUAUUAUGGCUUAUCAUUUUGGGUUUUAUCAUCGCAUUCAUUUUGGCGUUUGGAAUCGGAGCGAACGAUGUGGCCAACUCGUUCGGAACCAGCGUCGGAUCCAAAGUGCUUACCAUCGUCCAGGCCUGCUGGUUGGCCACAUUCUUCGAAAUCGCUGGAGCUGUUCUUAUCGGAUACAAAGUGUCGGACACCAUGCGAAAAGGCAUCCUGGACAUCAACGUUUACCAGGACUCAGAGAUGGAACUGAUGAUGGGUUCAGUGUCUGCUCUAGCAUCCAGCGCCGCCUGGUUGAUGGUGGCCACGUUCUUCAAGCUGCCCAUUUCCGGAACCCACAGCAUAGUAGGCGCCACCGUUGGUUACAGCCUGGUUGCCAGGGGAGUCCAAGGCGUCCAAUGGCCUACGCUGGCAAAAAUCAUCGCUUCAUGGUUCAUCUCCCCACUGCUCAGCGGCACCUGUUCAGUGAUACUGCUCUGGAUCAUCAGAACCUGCAUCUUGCGCAAACCGGAUCCUUUGGAGGCGGGCCUGACUGCUCUGCCCUUGUUCUACAGCUUCACCAUCUUCAUCAACGUCUUCUCCAUUGUCCUGGACGGUCCCAAGUUGCUCCACAUGGACAAUAUCCCGCUGUGGCUGGACGCUGCCAUUAGCGUAUCAGCCGCUAUUGUUUCAAUGUUAGUUAUUUGGCUGGUUGUAGUACCGUGGCAACGAAAGAAGAUCAAACUGGAAGCCAGUGAUCCCGAACCGCACGCCGAAGUAAAUUUUAAUAUUGGCGAAUCGACCGACACCUCGCCUGAAGCAAGCCCGAAGAAAUCGAACCGCAACUCCGCAUACUCUGAGCGUCAAUUAACUGUAAUAUCAGAAGCCACUGAGUUACAGUCGCUAGAUAGUAAACUAACGGCUGCUAAGUACGUCUUUCCAAUUCAAACUGGUGAUAAAAAUGGAUACGUCCAAGCUACGGAGACUGAAAUACAUACAAGGCCAAAAGAUUUGAAACUGAAAGAAAGCACGUCGGCUCUGAUCAACCCGACAUUGUCGCCCAGUUCUAGUGGUGUGCCUCUGAUCAGAGAGAAAAGUUACACGAUCGAACAGGAACAAGUUGUGCAGUUGCAGAACAGGCCUGAGCUGGUCGAGAACAAGAGCGUAUCGAAACUGUUCAGUUUCCUGCAAAUUUUAACUGCGAUGUUCGGCAGUUUUGCACACGGAGGAAAUGAUGUCAGCAAUGCAAUAGGCCCGUUAAUAACGCUGUGGCUGAUCUACUCCGAAGGAACAGUGGCGCAAAAAUCAGAAACACCCUUAUUCAUCCUGCUUUAUGGUGGCUUAGGAAUAUCUGUCGGGUUGUGGCUGUGGGGCCGACGAGUGAUACAGACGAUCGGUGAGGAUCUCACUCAAAUAACCCCUUCAACGGGAUUCACCAUUGAGAUCGGGGCGGCAUUUACAGUAUUAUUAGCAAGUAAAAUAGGAAUACCGAUUUCGACCACGCAUUGCAAAGUGGGUUCGGUCGUUUUUGUGGGAUAUUUUAGCUCGUCAAAGGAAGGCGUCGACUGGAGCUUGUUUAGGAACAUUAUCUAUGCGUGGGUUAUCACCGUUCCAAUUGCAGCACUUUUAUCAGCCCUCAUAAUGUUCUCACUCAUUUCACUGAUUUAAAAUGGAAAAAUUAUUGGUUGCCGAUAUUUAUUUGCCUGCCAGUUCAUUUAAGGUUUAAUGGAAAGAAACCAACUGUGGUGCGUUAGCGUAAGUCGAUGUUUUCAAACUAGCUUAGGGUUCCCAUCAUAAACACAUCUAGUUAGAAUGUAUUGGCCUGUUCAUAUGACUUAAAAUGUUGUGCGCGUUAAACCCAAAGUACAAAUCGGAUAGAAGAAUAUUUGUCGACUAGAGGAAAAUGCUCAACAGGCACAAACAAUUUAGUAGAAUAUUUUUAAUUUCUAGACUGUUUCUAAAAAAAAUGCAGUGUCCAAGUUGAGCAAAGUGAGCAAGUUGGUAAAAAUUCAUAAAACCAGUCAAAAGGCCUAUAAAUGAAUCAAAAGAGCAAAACCUUUUGAAUUUCAAAUAAAUAAACAAAUCAAAAAAUUGAUCUCUUUUAUCUCAAAAAAACUUUAGUUUUCUGGCAAAAAAACCUUAUGGACGUUCUGUGAUUCCAAAUUAAAUACGUUUUUGCGAGUGUCUUGUUCUUAAUUAUAAAUUGUUGGUCUGUUAUCAUCAUCAUCAUCAUGGUCUAAUCCGUGUUAAUUUUUAAGCCUAUAUUAUAUCCGCAAUUACAUCUAAGUACUUAUAAUAAUGAUUUUUAAACUGUUUAUAUUUUAGCACAGUAAAAGCGGUUAAAUAUUGAUUUUUUUAAUAUA
Messenger RNA from Dendroctonus ponderosae (mountain pine beetle), 2632 nucleotides. RefSeq names its product sodium-dependent phosphate transporter 1 (gene NaPi-III). Bases 273 to 1937 code for a protein of 554 amino acids. Gene Ontology annotation, cellular component: membrane. Gene Ontology annotation, molecular function: phosphate transmembrane transporter activity. Gene Ontology annotation, biological process: phosphate ion transmembrane transport. The transcript is spliced from 9 exons. The record is from RefSeq and is a predicted model, not a curated record. NCBI's taxonomy places the organism in Eukaryota, Metazoa, Arthropoda, Insecta, Coleoptera, Curculionidae.